This is a messenger RNA of Aspergillus chevalieri, 936 nucleotides long. Its product is annotated as short chain dehydrogenase family protein. The transcript is spliced from 5 exons. Bases 1 to 936 code for a protein of 311 amino acids. Gene Ontology annotation, molecular function: oxidoreductase activity. The record is from RefSeq and is a predicted model, not a curated record. Lineage: Eukaryota; Fungi; Ascomycota; Eurotiomycetes; Eurotiales; Aspergillaceae.
AUGGUAGCAACAAAGAAUGUCGCUCUGGUAGUCGGUGCCUCGCGCGGCAUCGGCCGGCAAAUCGCCAUAGAUCUAGCGAAAAACGGCUACGCCGUCGUCGUGGCCGCCAAAACAACCUCCAAUGCAUAUGAAACGGUCCCCUUCCCACCAGACCCGAACUCCUCAUACUCAACAAUCAACACCGUCGAGCGCGAGAUCCGUGAAUCCGGUGGCGAAGCAUCCGCUCUCCCCGUGGACGUGCGAGACGUCACUCAAGUCGAGAAUCUAGUACACGAAACUGCCCGCAUAUACGGGAAAUUGGAUGUUUUGGUCUACAACUCGGGAGCAAUCUGGUGGUCGUCUGUUGAGAAGACGCCGGUCAAGCGGUUCCAGUUGAUGCAGAAGGUCAAUCCGGAGGGGCUAUAUGCUUGCGUGCAAGCUGCGUUGCCGGUAUUUGCGAAGAAUGAAUGGAAGGGGAGGGUGAUUGUCGUUUCACCGCCGAUUUAUCCGAGGUUUUUCCGGGGCAAGACGGCGUAUGCUAUGGGCAAGGUUGGAAUGAGUGUCUUGACGAAAGGUUUGGCGAUGGAUUUUGUCCGGCAGGGCCGGAAGGAGAUGGCCAUUACUAGCAUCUGGCCGGCAACUGCCAUUGAAUCAGCCGCAACAGAAAUGACAUCCUCCAAUGAAGACAAAUCAAACCUUAGACAGGCAACAAUCUUCUCCGACGCCAUUCUAGGCAUGCUAAACGCACCAGCAGAAUCUGUCAAUGGUCUUCUUGAACUCGACGAAGACUUCCUGCGCAAGUAUUAUGGUGUAUCUAAUUUCUCCAAGUACUCCGUUAUCCCCGGGGCCAGUCCGCGAAGGAUCAUGCCCAAGGAGCUGCCGACGUUGACAGUGGCGGAACAGGAUGAUGAGGGGACUAGGCUUGAUAGUACUGCUUUGAGGCAGACGAAGUUGUAA